AUGGUUUUGGCACAAGUCCUCUUAAAUAAGGAGCAGGCGCUGGAGCAAGAAAAAGAAAAUUUUGUAAAAGCGUUCAAGAUACUUAAGGAAACCAGUACUGAAAAUCUUAAUAAGGACUGUACUGAAAAUGCAGAAAUUGAUGUAGCAAGUAAUGAAACCUCAAAUGCGACCGAUACAAAAUUGGAAUUACAAGAGAACAGUAAAUUAUGGACGGAAGAAAGCACACUGAACUUAAUCAGUCUGUGUAAAAAGUAUGAUAAAGACUUUGAAAAGGGUGUGAAAAAAUAUAUAUGGAUAAAAAUUGCAAAAACACUUUCCGAGACAUACCAACAAAUAUAUACCGCUCAGCAGUGUGACACGAAAUUUAAAGCAUUAAAGAAUAUGUAUAAGCAAAUCAGAAAGCAUAACGAACAAUCCGGAAAUAACAAAAAGUCUUGGAAAUAUUUUGAGCAAAUGCAUGACAUCCUUUUUUCGAAACCCGAAAUAACUCCUUAUGCAACAUGCUCCAGUAAGAGUGGACUAAUUGUAGGUGGUACACCCAUUAGCAACAUUAAAGAUACUGAUACUUCAUCAAGUAGUUCAAAUAUGUGUGAAACUCAUCAAUCUACGUCAUCAUUCUCUAGAAAAAGAAAAAGGGCCGAAAAUGCAACUGAAAAACGACACCAGGAUAAAAUGGCGAGACAAGAUAGAUAUUUAGACCUAUUAGAGAGACUGACUAAAGCAGUCGAAAAAAGCAGCGAUGACAUUUGAUUUCCAAUUGUAAUAAACCGCAUUGACAGUCAUUCACUGAACUAUGAACAUUCCAGUUGAUUGUUGACAUUUGUUUGAUCUCGUAUUACAGUUUUAUUCGAAUUCGAGUUCGAAUGAUGGGCAACGCGACAGGAUAUAUAGGCUGUUUUUUUAAUAUUGCAAAAAAAAUUAACCACGUAUUCUACAUCGAAAAAUAACACUAAUUUGUCAAAUAAAUCAUGUUCCUAUAUCGUUUCGUUACAGAGAUACAGGGUGUUAAAGUUUCAGAAUCGAAACAAAAUCCACGUAUUCUUCCAAAACUGCUCGAGUUAUUUCAAUAAAAUUUUACAAACUUUGCCAGUCACUGAAAGUACUUUUUUCUCAACAAUUACUUUAUUUACAGUCUCACCAGUGGUGGCGUACUGGCAAGUGAAUGGAUGUUAAUAAAAAAAAAAUGGUACACAACUGGUUUUUCUCAAAAUAGAUAAUGUCUGGAUCGUAUGGUUAAUUUGAAAUAAAAAAUGUCUUGGAAUUUUUUCCUAGGAAGCCUCGUUUUGUAACGAGCAUUAAAACAAUUUACUCCCUAUUUAAGAAAACAUGCAAUUUUAAUAAUUUAAGAAAUACUAAUUAAAUAAUUAAAAAAUAAUAUAAACACUCCUUUGCUGAAAAAGCAUGUAAAAUUUUAUUUAAAAUAACUGACGGGUUUUGGAAGAACUAAUGGAUUUUGAUUAUAAAACUUUAUCACUCUGUAUAUCUGUAAUGAAGCAAUAUAGGAAUAUAUAGGGUGGGCCAUCAGAUGUUUUCUU
This is a messenger RNA of Anoplophora glabripennis (Asian longhorned beetle), 1535 nucleotides long. RefSeq lists its product as uncharacterized. The record is from RefSeq and is a predicted model, not a curated record. Lineage: Eukaryota; Metazoa; Arthropoda; Insecta; Coleoptera; Cerambycidae. The coding region runs from base 1 to 750 and encodes 249 amino acids. The transcript is spliced from 3 exons.